UUACGUCAUCAACAGGCGACGGGUUAGCUUCCAUAGCUCAACAUCACCAAAACGUUUGCUUCGUUGGAAUAUACGAAGAAAGUAAGUGUGACCUGUUUGGGUGACUUGCUCUUCCUUUUGGGACAACUUCUUCUGUUCUGCUGGUGAUGAAUCCAAUAAUUAGACGGAGACUUCCUCCGUCUGUCAGGAGUCUUCUGACAGACCUCAGUCCGAAGCAGCUGUGGACUGACACAGAGCCUGACACACAGCCUGACACCGUGACCACAGAUGGGAUUCAUCUCCCCUCUAGAGGAACUGCUUUACAAGAGGAGUUCCUCACUCCAGCAAAGACACAAGACGAAGAGGCUCCAGCAAACGAUGUUAAAGCAGGGACGAGUGCGGUCUGCGUGUUGUGUAAAUGUAAGACCUCUUGUUACACCUGCCCUCGGUGCAGCGUACAUUACUGCAGCCUGGCUUGCUACCAGAGCCCGGAUCACUCUGUGUGCUCUGAGGAGUUUUACAAGGAGUCUGUUCUCCGGGAGCUGAAGGAUAUGGGGAAAACGGAAAGUGAGGGGAGAAAGAAAAUGCAGGAUGUUCUUGUUGGGCUCAGACAAAAAGCGGAGGGGACCGAUGGGGGAAUGGAAACUCUGUUAAAAGAAGCAGGUGUUGUGUCACGUGACGGAGAGGUAAUGGAGAAAGUACAGGUGGUGGAGCUACUGUCCAGGUUAGCAGAGCUUCAGCAGUCCGGAGUAGGGAGUGAAGCAGAGAUCGAGGCUAUUUUGAGGAAACUUGAAGAGAUCGGUGGAGGGGACGUGCCGCCUGAACACGUCGAUAAGGACACCGUCGAUGCAGAGGGUGAGCUGGAAUUGGCCGAUCGACUCUCGGGGCUUGAUAUUGACAAACUGUCAGAGGAGGAACUCUGGGAACUUCUCGACAGUAAAGAUAAAGAGACUUUUACGGGAAUGAUGAAGAGUGGAGCGUUCGGUGGGCUUGUCCCCUUGUGGGUCCCUUGGUGGGAGGAGCAUGAAGAGGGAGCGAGGGCCCUGGUGGAGGAGCUAGAGCUUGACGAGGGAGGGAGUAAACCGAACACGGAGCACGCAGCAGCUGCGGCUCUGCUAGACGGUGAUGUUGAGGCGCAAAAAAAAGUGGUUCAGAACGGGGACGCAACUGCUUCGAAGUUGCAAAAAAUUAAAGGAGAAAAAGGAAAAGAAACAAGCAAGGACAAGAGAGGUUCAGCAGUUCCUUACGUCCCUCCAAUUUCUGCAAAAAUACCAAAGUUGAGCUCCUUAUGUGCAAAUCCAUCUCCCCUGGUGUGCUACGGUUUGGUCAAUGCACUAUACGGCUACACCUUCACACUGUGCCUGUUCAACAAUGACACUGAUUCACUGAUGUUUGAGAUCUGUGACAUGAUUCUUGCUCUGUCAGAGGCCCUGAACUCCAACAGGGUGUUUAACUCGGUCCGCGAGGCUUUAGAAUGUGGAGAAACUCUCAUUUUGGACGGAGGUUACCUAGACAAGGAGGAUCCUAUUGCCCCAACCAGGGCAGUGGAAGCGGUCGCCCACAUCAUGACCGGCAGAGGCAGGAAAGACGCCACAGGAUACUGCCUGGCAGCCUUGAGUCAGCUUCGCUCAGUGCUCUCGCGGGCUAGAAGUACGCUGUCCAAAGAGGGAGCUGACGGGGAAAGGAGACAGAAGUACUUCCUUUCGAGCAAGAAGUGUGAAUUCUUUCAGGCCUGGGUGUCGGACAACGAACGCAGGACUCGUACGCUCGCCAUCGAGUUGUGGAAUGAACACGGUAGAAGAGAGAGUGUCCGGAGCAGCAUGGAGAAAGCAAAGACUGUAGUGGAGCAGAACUUGAAGAAGAGGAAAAGCAAAGGGAAGCAUAGCUUAAUCGAAGAACUGAGAUGAUUAUUUCUUAACACUGUUGUUUGUAGAAGUUCAUGAUGUAAUAAAAAUACAUUUGUUUACCCAAA
Labrus mixtus (cuckoo wrasse) is the source of this 1951-nucleotide messenger RNA. It is a transcript of the gene znhit2, whose product is annotated as zinc finger, HIT-type containing 2. NCBI's taxonomy places the organism in Eukaryota, Metazoa, Chordata, Actinopteri, Labriformes, Labridae. The coding region runs from base 147 to 1886 and encodes 579 amino acids. The transcript is spliced from 2 exons. The record is from RefSeq and is a predicted model, not a curated record.